GGGAGGUGAUGGAAGAGAAGAGAAAAUCAGAUCCGAUCAUUCCGAUAUUUAUUUACUUUCUACUAUAUUGCGAUUUCAUUAAAAAACAGUGCAUAAAAUGGGAAAAAUUGGCCUUGUUCAGAGAUUGGCACGAAGUUGGCGAUUUUUCGCAGCCAUUUUUAUUCCCAUAAUUUUAUUACCGUUAAUUAUCGUGCCAAGGGAUGACCAAAUUAUAUUUAACAUGGCAUAUGCAAUGCUGCUUAUGACAUUUUAUUGGAUCUUAGAACUGGCUCCGUUACCAAUUACAGCGUUACUCCCACUUUUGCUCUUCCCAAUGCUCGGAAUUCAAGAUAUUUAUGCGGUUUCUGAAAAUUACUCGAAAGAGUCAAACAUGAUCUUUCUUACUGGAGUUAUCGUAGCCAUUGGUCUAGAGUAUUGCAAUUUGCAUCGAAGAAUCGCGCUACGUGUUAUGACUUUGGUUGGAGGUACGGCCGUUAGACUGCUUUUGGCAACAAUGAUCAUUACCGCUAUUUUGGCAAUGUGGUUAUCCAGUACGACAUGUGCGGUCCUCGUACUUCCAACAGUUGUAGCAUUAAUUGACGAAGUUAAUGAUAGUCCAGUGAUGAUGACAAAAGCUGAAGUGCGGAGAAAGUCUCGAGCAUCAGGAUCAACGGGAGAUCAUUUUGACCGAAAACUAUCAACUUACUCAGCCGCUCCAAAUCACUUGUUCCGAGAUCGAAGACGUUCCACAAUGUUUGAGAACUCUGCCCUGGUCGGACCACGGCGUGGGUCGUCUCCGUCAAUCUCAUGGAAUAAAUUGCAGACUCCGAGACAAAGCUUCAGCAAGAUUAACAUGCAUCCCAACUUGAUUUCAAAGAAUAUGGAAUCUCGUGCCACAACGCCGAGUGGGAGUGUCGGCAACAUUUCAGGUCAGCCAUCUCCAGCCCCUCUGAGAUCAAAGAGAGUUUCCAUCCUGAUUCACCAGUCGAGAAAUGGUGACAAUACUAAAGAUCCAUAUUCUGGGAGGGGACAAAGUCCUGAAAAUGAUGAGAAAUCAGAAGACAGCAGAGAAAGAUCUUUGUCUCCUCAACCACAUCCUUCCAUUCUGAUUCAUAAUAAUCCCAAUUUUCCAUACGGCAAUGAUUUCGAGGAGAAGAAAACCGAGAGUGAAUUGGAAGAUGAGCAGAAAAUGAAGAAUAACAUUAAAACCAUGUUUCUUCUGGGAAUUGCAUACGCUGCAAAUAUUGGCGGAACAGCGGUCAUUACGGGCGCCGGGCCGAACAAAGUUUUCAAAGAAAUUAUAAAGCCACUAAACAUUUCGCAGGACGGAAAGUACACCAACAUUACUUUCUUAUCUUGGGCUCUGUUGCAAAUUCCCCCAAUGAUUGUUAACGUUUUCAUUGCUUGGGUCUACCUGUCCUGCACGUAUCAGGGAAUUAGUUCAUUAAAACGAUGGUUUCGGGGUCACGAGUCCGAGGAGAAGGUCAUCUAUAAGUGGAGAUCUCAACAAGUUAAUGAUUAUUUGGUGCAAGAGUACGAGAAACUUGGAACCAUUACUUAUCACGAAGUUGCAGUUGGUCUCAUCUUUCUUUUCGUCAUAUUUGCAUGGAUAUUACGGGAGCCAGAAUUAUUUAGUGGAUGGGGGGAUUUUUACACUGGGGCAAAGAGUGGCGACUCUACUGGUGCCAUGAUAGGUGUUGUGUUCCUAUUUUUGCUGCCGAAAUCUUGGGAAUUUCUUUGGGGAGAUUCCGAAGAUGCAGAAUACGAACCUUUGCUUGAUUGGAAAUUUACAGCGUCCAAAUUGCCUUGGUCAGUGUUACUCCUGUUAGGAUCUGGAUUUGCUAUUGCUGAUGCCUCUGACAAAUCUGGCUUAUCAGAAUGGCUCGGAAAUGAGUUGGGCAUGUUGGGGGAUAUGCCCCAAGGGGUCCUCUUACUCAUUGUUAUCGUUGGGACGUCCGCUGUCACAGAGGUCGUAUCCGCAUAUGCCUGUGCCAACAUUAUUCUUCCCAUUAUGAUCUCAAUUUCCAAGAAAUUGGAAAUCCAUCCCCUUUAUCUCACCAUUCCUGUAGCUGUAUCUUGUUCGUAUACAUUCAUGUUACCGGUCGGAAGUCCCACGAACGCUCUUGUUUUCGCAGCAGGCAACUUUGGUUCAUUGCAUAUGGCAAGAACUGGGGUAUUUCUUAACAUAAUUUGCAUUUCUGUCCUUUAUUUGAACACAAUAACGCUGGGAAAUUACCUGUUUGAUUUUUACAAUUAUGAUUACCCAGCCUAUCCUGAUGGCGGCAGUAACGUCACUGAUUCUAUAAUGUUCUGAUUUAUUAGGGUCUCCCAAGUUUGUAAAAAAGAUCUAAAAAAGCGAAAAGCUAAAAAAUCUGAAAUCCGCUUUUUUCGCUCAAUACUUGACUGUCCCGAUUUUUUAUCGCUUGAAUACUCAGGAGGAGAGAAUGGGUGGUCAGGAAACUUUCGAGUUUCUUUUAAAAUUUAAAUUUGCUUCAUGUUGGAUAUGAUAAAACAACUAUCUAAGAUCAUGUAAAUCCAAAAAUUACCAAAAUGGGAUGAAAAUAGGAUUUUUGGCAAAGGUUUGAAUGCGGUAGUUUUAGUGGUUGCAAUGCUAUUCAGGGGGUGUGGCGGGCGCAGGUGGGGCCAUGGAGUAAAAUCCUCAUUCACUUUCCAUACACUCAUUUGCUAUUACAACAUAUCCAUAGAGCAUCAAAAUCGCGUGAUGUCCCCUUAAACAUGUCUCUGAGAGACUGAUUUUUCACUCAAAGUAGUAAAAAGAGCGAAAAAAUCAUCUUAAAGUAGAUUUUAUUUUUGAGCAGAAAAAGCGGAAAAAAGAUCGGAAUCGCAUGCGCAGUGCGGUUUACAAAAAGAGCGAAAAAAUCGUGAGCGGAAAAAGCGAUUUUUUUUAUAAAGUUGGGACACCCUAUUAUUAAAGGAGUUCCAACUUUGCAAAAAAAUCGAUUUUUUCGCUCUUUCGCAAAACGCUUUUUUCUCAAUUCCGCAUGCGAUUUCGAAAUUUUUUACAAUAUUUUUGCUUAAAAAUAAAAUCAAGGUUAACAUAAUUUUAUUUUUGGACGAAAAGAGUGAAAAAAGAACGAAAUCGCAUCGCAAUUUAGAAAAAAGCGUUUUGAGAAAAGAGCGAAAAAAGCGAUUUUUUUACAAAGUUGGGAGUCCCUAUAAUUGUAAAAUGAAGUCUAAAGAUCAAAUAGGAACCGGAUUUUCAAGUGGGACCUGAGUAUUACAAUUAUUUAACAAAUAUUUUAUGCGUACGUGUACAUAUGUACCUAUCUAUUUUAAGUUUUGUAAUUUUAGGCCUAUAAGCAAUGGAUACGCCAGCAAUAAGUUAUAUAAAUAAAUAGUUAACCUUUAUGCAAUAAAUGAUAAAAUUGUUGCACG
This is a messenger RNA of Folsomia candida, 3375 nucleotides long. RefSeq names its product solute carrier family 13 member 5. The transcript has 18 exons. Gene Ontology annotation, cellular component: membrane. NCBI's taxonomy places the organism in Eukaryota, Metazoa, Arthropoda, Collembola, Entomobryomorpha, Isotomidae. Bases 98 to 2293 code for a protein of 731 amino acids. The record is from RefSeq and is a predicted model, not a curated record. Gene Ontology annotation, molecular function: citrate transmembrane transporter activity; succinate transmembrane transporter activity. Gene Ontology annotation, biological process: citrate transport; monoatomic anion transmembrane transport.